Sycon ciliatum is the source of this 1808-nucleotide messenger RNA. RefSeq lists its product as uncharacterized. Lineage: Eukaryota; Metazoa; Porifera; Calcarea; Leucosolenida; Sycettidae. Bases 69 to 1388 code for a protein of 439 amino acids. Gene Ontology annotation, biological process: DNA integration; DNA recombination. Gene Ontology annotation, molecular function: DNA binding. The record is from RefSeq and is a predicted model, not a curated record. The transcript has 2 exons.
GUGUGAAGUCAAAGUUUUUUCUUCCUUCCCAGGUUUCCCCCUUUUCUCCGUUACUUGCGGAGAUUAAUAUGAGCACCCGACGUGUCGCGACCCGCAGCAUGGCUGUGCGAGCUCCUCCUGCUGCUGCAGCACCCCCUGCUCCCCCGACCCGCAGCAUGGCUGCUCGAGCUUCUCCUGCUGCUGCAGCACCCCCUGCUCCCCCGGCAACGCCGGCUCCGGCGCCUGGGUUUUCUCCUGGCCAAAUGGCAACCCUCCAGGCCUUGAUCGCCACAUCUGUCCAGGCGGCUGUUAGAGCCGUCGCCCCUGCAGCCUCGGGUCAGGCGGAGUCGACACGCCGUCCGUCCCGCCCGGCUGCCCCUGCCAACACUGCCGAUCCUCGGGUGCAGGUGGAGGAGUCGUUUCCUACAGCUGACCCGCUUCCGUCAACUGGCGCCAACGGCGGCUGCUUCGCCAGUGCCAUGCCCCUGCCCGACCGUGCUGCUCUAGGCCUCGAGGCUGAUGCCCUUGUAGCAGGUUCAGUGUCAGAACGCUCAGCGAGAACGUUCUCCACUGGCAUUGAUGCCUUCAAUGAUUAUUGCGUUAAACAUAUUGUCAAUCCCCUUGCACCCUCUAAGGAGGAUAUCGUAUUAUUUGCUACCGAGCUGUCUCGUACGAGGUGUGUGGCGACUGUGCGUGUGUAUUUGUCAGCGGUACGGUAUCAUUUGCUGUGCAAGCGUGUUCCUGUGACUUGUAUGCAGUCCGUCCGUCUUUCUGCAGUUCUCAAGGGCCUUGAGAGGAGGCAGGGUCCCGCAACCACGACGCGGAGAGGUCUCACUGGGCAAGAUCUGGCCGACUUACAGCAUUUCCUACUCCGGUCCAACUACAGCGAGUCGGACCGCGCAAUGAUCUGGGCCAGUGUCUUGACAGCGUUCCACGGCCUCCUGCGGGCGAGUGAGUUCCUGGCACCGCAUGCAACAAGAGUUGAUAGCACGCGCACGCUAACCUGGCAGCAGAUCAGCGUCCAGGCAUCAUCGGCAGUCGUCCGCUUGCGGGUGACGAAGACAGCCCAGCUGGGUGACGGCGGCCAAGUACAGCUGCGCGAGACCCGCGACGACUUCUGCCCUGUGCGUGCCCUGACCGCCUAUCUGGACCUUGCGGGUCAGAGAGAGGCGACGGAGCCAGUGUUUGUGUUUGCGUCUGGCCGGUUUCUGACCAGGGAGGAACUGACCAAGAUUCUGCGGCUAGCCCUGAGGACGAACGAGGUCAGCUCUCACUCCAUGCGUAUCGGUGGCGCUUCACUCAUGGCUCAGCGUGGGGCAAGUGAAUGGCAAGUAAAGCGGGCGGGCCGCUGGAGAAGCUCUGCAUGCGAACGUUAUGUGCGGCAGGCAGCCGGGAUGCCUAGCUUGUAAGUUAUUGAGCGGCGCUCGCCAUGAUAACUAGUGUGUAUAUGCCUGCACGGGCGCGGUAUUAAUGUGAGGAAUUCGCGGCACCUGCCGCUGUGGUCACAAAGCUAGCUCGUUGUGGGUUGCGGGGAUCGGGAUGCCAUGGUUUCUAGGACUACUAUCUUUUUUGGGGCAAACGGGCCUCCUAUUAUGUCUGUAUGUUGUGACGCCUGAUGCCAGGCAGUCGUGUGAGCCCUCGGUGGGCGAUUGGCUGGCCUCGGUGGCCGUUUGUGUGCCCUCGGCGGGCAAGAUGAUAUCGGCCCACGGUGGGCAGUUUGCUUGCCUCGGUGGCAAUUUGCGCACCCUCGAUGGGUUGUCUGCUGGUUUAGCCCUCGACGGGCGGUUUGCUGGCCGCGGCGGCCAUUUGAGCGCCCUCGGUGGGCAGUA